GGUGUCUGUAUGCCGCAUGCGUUCCCCGCUGGCUUCAUCCAUCUGCGCAGAAGCCUAAAUGCAACCGUCACGUACUCAUUACGAACAGGCCUUGCAGUGCUCAACCACGGGCCCUUUAAAAAGGAUGGAGGAUGAGGGAAAUAGGCGGAGCAUACAUGCUCAACGUGUUGCUGUUGGCGCUGCAGUAUUGAGCUCUCCUCUGCAGUGCUAUCACAGUCUACAGUAACACCGCAAUAUGAAGUCUGCCGAAAUCACCCGCUCUCCAUCAACACUCCGGGCAGUCUUUGUGACAGGUAUGAUUACGGGUGCCUAAUAAGCAUGGGGACCCAACAUAGGAGGACGGAUGCCAGCUGAGCCCCUCAACUCACCAGACCAUCGCUGUUGUCAAUAUCCCAGAAUUCUCAGCUAGGCCACUGAGAAGGCUUUCUUGCAAACCCUUGGAGCCAUGGAACACAAAAUACAACAGAGGGACAAAAACAGGCCCAGCUACUUUGGCAACGUCAAGACCAGACUGGGGUCCAAGCUCCCUGUUGGGGACACCCAGUCCCCCAGGUUAAUUUCCGGACCCUUGGAGACAGGGCCUCAGACCGACCCAACCAAGGAGGCCAGUGGUCAGGGCCACCGUGCCGUGGGGCGUCCCCUUGACCACGUCCCCCACAUCCGGAACCCCCGACUGCGACAGUAUUACCUCCAAGAGCCUAGAUGGGGAACGGAGGGAACCAUGGCCAAGUCCAUGGGCAGAGAUCACCUGUCAGAUGACAAGGUAGACACUAUGGCUCACCAUGAAGACACGGUGUUCAGUGUCACCUCCAAGUGCAGUAGCCUGGCAGAUCAGACUAAGCUGAACAGGCAGCUCUCCAUCUCUUCCUCCCUCAUCUCCCGGCAGAACCUCCGCGUUCCCAAGAGUAAAGGCUCUGGCCAAGGCUCAUCUCCCGCAGUGAUGCACCUUGACCCCAACCUCAGGCUGGAGCCAGAGUUGGACACUAACCCAGGGCUUGGGCUUUUUCCGGCCCCAUCUGCCAGCCCUCACUCCCCGUCACCAGAUGCAGAGUAUGACAAACUACUGGAUGUGGAGGCGGUGCCAAUGCCUGACGGACAGCUCUGCCUACUGGCCCUCCCUCCCGAGUGCUCCCAAAGGGAAGGGCAAGCCGCCAUGCCAUAUCUCAAAUUGUUCUGCCGCUACAUCACUGACCGCAAGGGUGUGGUUUCUGGUAUCUUGCUAGUGACGUCCAAUAAGAUCUUCUUUGACCCGUGUAAGACCCACCCGUUGGUGAUGGAGCACGGCUGUGAGGAGUACCUGCUGUCCUGCUCAGUGGACAGCCUGGACUCUGUCUCGUUCUACUCGGACAUUUCCCACGUGCACUUCAACACCUCCACACACAGGUGGAAAGGAACUAAAAAUACCCAGAAAACUGUCUCCAAAACUGGCAAGACGCUCCAGCAGGGUGGGAGGCGAAGCAGCCGUAGCCCACAGCACAAGAGGGAGACUGUCCCAGUGCUGGUCUCUGCUGCUACGUCGGAGCUGAGGUCUGCCCUGGCUCUCAGCCUAGUCCAAGGGUUCGCUGAGGAGGAGAGUAGCAGUGACAUGACUCGGGCAGAGAAGCAGCUGGAGGGGAAGGGAAGCCCACUGGAAGAGCUGGUUGUGCAGUCAUCCGGGGCUGAGCUGAGCAGUGCUGCCACCUUUUGUUGUGGAGGACAAGUAGCAGCAGGGACGAGAAAUCUAGUGAGAAUGGAGCAGGUGGACAGAGAGGAGACUGAGAAGGAGCAGUCUGUGAGGAAUCAGACGUCAGGCCUCUCUAGACCUUCAGGGACUUUUGGGUGUCUCAUGUUUGUCAGGCUGCGGCUCCAGGGGUCCGCUGGGAAGAAGGGUGUGGCUGCAGACUUGCAGCUGGGGACAACAAAAACCUUACCCCGGAGGGAUGCCUGGUUCGCCUUUUCCCAGGAGAGCUCAGACGAGCUCUAUGCCUAUCUGAGCCACUGGAGGCCUGACCUAUGCGUACUGGAGGGAGGGUCUGCGGAGGGGGAUGGCGACAAAGACGAGUUUGUACUGGUUGACAACGGGGAGGAGGAGGAGGAAGAAGUGUCCAAGAACCACGGACGGACUGGGGAGGACUGGGAGAUGGUGUCAGUGGAGGAUGGUGGCGGGAGACUACCUCUGGUCAUGGACAAAGAUCCAGAGGGACUGUGUGAGAUCGUGGAGCAGAGUCGCAUCUUGGACGCAACGCUUGUCAGAGAGCUCUCAGCCGAGUUGCCUCCCAGGACAGUGGGCCACAUGUGGCAUCUGGCCUACAGCACUUCUCUUCACGGCUCCAGCCUCAAGUCCCUCUACCGGAAGCUGAACGGCAGCGACUCGCCUGUACUCAUGGUCAUCAAGGACUCGCUCAAUCAGGUGUUUGGGAGCUUUCUCUCUCACCCACUGAGGCCGAGCGAGACCUUCUAUGGCACAGGAGAGACAUUCCUCUUCAUGCUGCAUCCUCGAUUCAAGUGUUUCAGAUGGACAAGAGAGAACUCCUUCUUCAUAAAGGGAGACCUGGACUCUUUUGCUAUCGGAGGAGGAAGUGGUCACUUUGGCCUGUGGCUGGAUGAGACGCUGUACCUGGGCAGGAGUAGCCCCUGUUACACCUUCAACAACUGCUGCCUCUCAGAAAGAGACGACUUCCACGUCAUAGAGCUGGAGGUGUGGACAUUCUGGUGAAGGCCUGCCCUCUUCAACUUGCCUAGCAACACCCACUCAUUAUGUCUGGCUGUCCAAUGACUGCUUUAAACAAGACUCUAGAACAAUGAGUUGGAUGUACCUCACUAUUUUGACUUAAUUCUGUGGUUUUGGGCUGUGAACUGAACUGUGAUUAUUCUGAACCCUAUCUCUGAAUGUGGACCAAACCACUAGGUGGAGGAGGGGUGUUGGUGGUUUGGGGCUGAGGUUGUAGCCUCACUGCAUUGGAAGACCCCCCCCCCCCCCCACACACACACACACACUCUUUCGCAGGUUGGUAUGGUCCUCACGGUCAUCUGACUCUGCCUUGUGGAUACUGUAGUUCAGGGGUGGAAUUCACAUCUUCUAGCAAUGGAUCUCCAUCUGAAGGCCUACCUGCAUGUGUAAGCCUGCAUUUCCGCCCCAGCACAAUUGGCACUGUUAUUCCGGCACCAUUUUUUUUUUACACAUCUUUUUGCUGCCUGUGAAUCGCUAACCUGAAGGUGGCUGUCUCUUUUGUAAAAUGGAGGAACUGAAAUUCAAAGAACUAGGGGCUCACUAUGCCCCUUUUUGCAUAUAGACCAAAUUAUAUGAACUGAUGUACACAUUUAGUCAAAGUGAACAAAAAAAGGACUUGGGGGAACAUGGUCUAACCUAAAUAUUUAUAGAAAUGUUUUAUGUUACCCAAUCAAACAAUACAUGAAAGUUGCUGUCACUGAUCAGAAAUUAGAUCCAUGUUCCCACAAUAUAACAAGUAGACAAAAUGUGGCUAAUGUUAUUAUAACAUGUCUUUAUCUGAUACUUUUUGAGAAACAUCGAUUUCAUCCAGUAGUCAGCUUACAGGACUGAAAAUAACAAUCAAGACUCAAUCUAUUUUUAUUUUUUUUGCACAAAAUUAGGCACAAAUAGUCGAAGGUUAUUUCAAGGGGAUGACUACCUCUGCAAUGCUAACAUGUGCCUACAUUGCAGUGCUUAAAAGGAAAGAUUCAACCAUUUUGAAUGUUUUAUCGUAUUUGUGCAUCUGAGCGAUGUUCUAUCAAUUCCUAGGGUCUUUUCAUGUUUAUCUGAGCUAUUUGCUGUUCAAGCAGGCAAAAAAAAUACAGCCUGCUUGAACAGCGAAUAGCUCAGAUACACAUGAAAGGACCUUAGGAAUUGAUAGAACAGUGAUGCACAUAUGAUAUCACAUUCAAAAUGGGUGAAUCUUUCCUUUUAGAGGAUGGAGAAAUUACAUUUUGUUAAGAUAUUACCUGUUUCAAGUGUCAAUGUACACGUGGUAGAACCCGAAGAAUAUCACUAAGUCCAUUUCAUCUCGCUCUUAAUAACUGUUGAUUGUGUUAGAUAAUAUUUGGUGUAGUCACACUUUAAAUUCUGAUCUCAUGGGUAAGGUGUUAAUUAACCUGUAGUUCCAUAACAUGAGAUCUACAUCAAUGUUUUUGCUUCAUAGGAAAGCAAUUACAUUACAAUUGUGCCAGCAUCCAACUUUUUGUGUUUCCAUGACAGCUGUUGGUGACCUCGGGAACAGAGCAGGGGUGUUGCCUGCAGAGGUUUUAGCAAUGGCAUCAGGCCUUGGCCAGCCAACUUUGGACUUUCAGGCAGGCCCUCAAACUGCUAAAACUCCAGAGGGAACGACUUGACCUGCUCUGCCACUCCAACAAUGACUGACAAAGUAUUACAGAAAUCUAUGAUUCUUUACAUAUUGCAAAACAGUGCCACUAAUUAGUACAAUGCAUUAUGGUGUGUCUGCUUGUUUUGGUGUGAAACCGUUUUAAGUGAGUAAAACAAAUUUGAACUCACAACAAUUAAAUAUGAAUUGGUCAAUAGUAUCAAAGACCAAAGCAACGUUUUAAAAGCUGGCUACUUUUCUGACUGAUGAGAAGUAUGUCUACUUGAACGUCUAGCUAUUGAGUUUAGUUAUAGAAAAAACAUGUCUAAAGCGUAUGUCUUCAGAAGGGCUCAACUGGUAUAGCUGCCACGGUCAUUUGAAGAGGUUCUUGAAGAGGUAAUACUGAUCAUGUUGGAUGCUAAUGAAAACCUGAAAAGUUGCCAGCGCCGAAGGAAUCUGAUCCCUACACAGAAGUUAGACGUUUAGCGUUUCAUUUUAUCAUUAUCCUUCAGAGGAAUUACCCUAAUUUACAAACACAAAGUUGACUGCUGUCAGCCUUUACUGUGCUAGGUAUUCCUUAGCUUUCUCCAGCCCCUCUUUGAGAAAAUUGCUGUAUGUCGCAGUGGAGGGGUCCUCGAACCCCCCCCCCCCCAGAGAAGCUAAAUGUGGCUUCUUCCUCAGGCUUCAUGGACUUCUCAUCCAGGAAGUAAUUAGCAUCGAUGUGGUGGACCUAGAGUCAUUAGGGGGAAAAUUAAUUCAUUUUCACACAACCUUAUUUUUUAAACUUUGGUCUGGCACAGGAUCCAAUUACAUUCCCUUAAAGUGAUGGUUCAGUUUUAUUUUGAAGCUUAUUUUCGACUUCCCUAGGCUGUUGUCGUUUCCUCCAAACCAGUUGAAUUUGUUAAGUAUCCAAAUCAAAGUGUAUUGGUCGCACAUACAGAUUUGCAGGCAGGGUUGGGUAGGUCACUUUCUAAUUGUAACCCGUUAGUCAAAUUUAAUCUGAUUCCUUUGUUACAUUUAGAUUAAUUUACCUUUGAGGCAUUACACAAAUUAAUUACAAAUUGAAUGACAUCUACUGAUUUAUCUAGGAUAAAUCCAUGUUAGGUUACAUAGCUGGUCAUAAAUGGAUGUUGCAUUGCACUUUGGGUUGUUUUUGUAAGCUUCUUCUAUCCCAUUGCUUUCUACUACAGAUAAUAAUACAAUUUAGAUUAUCUUUACAUUAAAAACCAACGUCUGUCA
Molecule: messenger RNA, 5534 nt
Organism: Oncorhynchus nerka (sockeye salmon)
Lineage: Eukaryota; Metazoa; Chordata; Actinopteri; Salmoniformes; Salmonidae
Product: nuclear receptor coactivator 7-like
Exons: 17
Coding region: 446-2695 (749 amino acids)
Biological process (GO): response to oxidative stress
Cellular component (GO): nucleus
Source: RefSeq, a predicted model, not a curated record